This is a messenger RNA of Pteronotus mesoamericanus, 2024 nucleotides long. RefSeq names its product uridine-cytidine kinase 1 (gene UCK1). Gene Ontology annotation, cellular component: cytoplasm. The coding region runs from base 136 to 969 and encodes 277 amino acids. Lineage: Eukaryota; Metazoa; Chordata; Mammalia; Chiroptera; Mormoopidae. The record is from RefSeq and is a predicted model, not a curated record. Gene Ontology annotation, molecular function: ribosylnicotinamide kinase activity; ATP binding. The transcript is spliced from 7 exons.
CCGUCGCGCCCCGCGCGCGCCCGCCGCGCCGCGGAGCUCCGGGGGCGCGUCUCCGACCUCAGCGAGGGGGUCGCGCCGGCUGGCUUCGGGAGGCAACGGCAGCGAGGAACCCGAUGCGGGCGAGCGGGGCCGGAGAUGGCGGCGGCUGGAGGCGGCGACUGCGGGGGCGCAGCGCUCGAGGCGGACCGGCCUCACCAGCGGCCUUUCUUGAUCGGGGUGAGCGGCGGGACCGCCAGCGGCAAGUCAACUGUGUGUGAGAAGAUUAUGGAGUUGCUGGGUCAAAACGAAGUGGACCACCGGCAGCGCAAGCUGGUCAUCCUGAGCCAGGACCGGUUCUACAAGGUCUUGACAGCAGAGCAGAAGGCCAAGGCCUUGAAGGGGCAGUACAAUUUCGACCACCCAGAUGCUUUUGAUAACGAUUUGAUGCACAGGACUCUGAAAAACAUUGUGGAGGGCAAAACUGUUGAGGUCCCCACCUAUGACUUUGUGACGCAUUCGAGGCUCCCAGAGACCACGGUGGUCUACCCUGCAGACGUGGUCCUGUUCGAGGGCAUCUUGGUCUUCUACAGCCAGGAGAUCCGGGACAUGUUCCACCUGCGCCUCUUCGUGGACACUGACUCCGACGUCAGGCUGUCGAGAAGAGUUCUCCGAGACGUGAACCGCGGGAGGGACCUGGAGCAGAUUCUGACCCAGUACACCACCUUCGUCAAGCCGGCCUUCGAGGAGUUCUGUCUGCCGACGAAGAAGUACGCCGACGUGAUCAUCCCCCGCGGGGUCGACAACAUGGUCGCCAUCAACCUGAUUGUGCAGCACAUCCAGGACAUCCUGAACGGGGACAUCUGCAAGUGGCAGCGCGGAGGGGCCAACGGGCGGAGCUACAAGAGGACAUUUCCUGAGCCAGGAGGCCACCCCGGGGCACUGACGGCGGGCAAGCGGUCGCACCUGGAGUCCAGCAGCAGGCCACACUGAGCGGCAGCGCCUGGCCUCAGGCAGGUGCCCCGGGGGUGCCAGCCUGCCCCCAGACACCCCGGCCACGUCCUCUCGCCGCCAGGACGGCCGGUGGUGAGGGUCAGGGCGUCCCUGGCAACGGGGACGCCCGUACACAUGUUCCAACUCGGUGGGACAGGGUUACAGUGGUGUUGGCCCUGCUUCCUCCCAGUACGCAGGGUCGAGGCGGCAGGUCGCUGCGCAGGGUCGCGGGGGGUGGCCCUUUGCUGCUGGCUGCCGGGAGAAGGCCGGGCCGGGCUGGGAGAACGGCCGUGCGCGGUUUGACAGUGCUCUCACGGCGAGCGGCUUUUUCUAGUUUGAUCUGGUUCUCACACAUACAGCUGCAAGUUCGAAGAGAUAAAACUUCCCCUUUUUGUAUGUUCUACCUCCCAGUGUGUGCUGUUUUAUUCUUUCGUUACACACGCUAGUUAACAUGACCUAUUAACCCAGUUUCAUGACCUGCCAGUGGGUGGUGACCCAGUCUGGUACAUGCUGAUCCAGGGGCCAGAAACGUGUCCUUUCUCCUGGCCUAGGCUGGGGAAGGAGCUCCGGCGACAAGCGCUUUCUUAACCAGCACCAGGCACAAGGCAGGGCCUCCUGCUCACCCAGCCCAGAGCCUGCCUGGCCCUGGCAGGUGGGGUACCUGAGCCCAGGUGCUGUCUGGACAGGCCUUCCUAGUACAGCCCAGGACCAAGUCCAGGGCUCUCCACCCCCAGCCACGGCGUGUGCUGGCCAAGGAUCGAGCGAGGGCCGUGGCCCGAAGCCAGCCCGUCUCCAUCCCUCAUCCAGGUCCACACCUCACAAACAUGCCGUCUGUGUCGCCUUGGCGUGCCUGCCCUCCCGUGAGGGGCGUCCUGAGAACGGUCCUGUCCCACUGCCACCAGCUGCGAGGCACGGGCACCAUCGGGUGUCUUUCUAGCGCACGGCUACUGUUACACAGCGCGUGACAUCGGCCCCGCCCUGGGGCUGGUAUCUCACGACGGACAGUGUUGUCGAGCGUCCUGCACCCUUUUGGAGAGGGACUCAAUAAACACCAC